This is a messenger RNA of Chlorocebus sabaeus (green monkey), 295 nucleotides long. The record is from RefSeq and is a predicted model, not a curated record. NCBI's taxonomy places the organism in Eukaryota, Metazoa, Chordata, Mammalia, Primates, Cercopithecidae.
AUGCUCUGGUUUCAAGGAAAUAGCAUGCAACUUGCCAGAUCUUCCCUUGGAGUCUUCUUGGUAAACUGUUCUGCCUCUGAGACAACUCUGCCUGUGCUGACCUUAUUCACAAAGGACCCACGCCCCCUUUGUGGUGAAGCCAAGGAAGUACUCAAGCCAUAUAAAAACAGGUUUAUUUUACAGGAAGUGAAUGUCACACUUCCAGAAAACUCUGCCUGGUAUGAAAGAUAUAAAUUUGACAUUCCUGUCUUUCACUUGAAUGGCCAGUUUCUGAUGAUGCAUCGAUAAAACACCU